AUGGACUCUUCGCCGCAGAAAUUUGGCUCGCAGCUGUUCACCGAGUCGAUUGAACAGCAGGCUGAGCGGACGCCGAGGCCAUCGCUUCUGCCCGCAUUUGAGGAAUCGUCACCGUUUCCCCGACCCAACCUUUCGAAGCGCAAAUUCGAAGACGACUCCCCCCCGUUCCCCAAGCAGCAGCUCAAGUACUACCCCACCCCCGUGCCCACUUCAUCGACGGGCAUCCUGCACUCGUCGUCGCCCCAGAACGCCCGCUCGGGCAUCCUGCAUCGCACCGUGUCGGCUCUUUCCGAGCGGACUCCACUAGGAGCCGUGCCCACCGUGAACCUCCCAGCAGACGGCGAAAUCGUGCGCAUGGGCAGGUCCUCUAACUCUGCCGAUUACCAGCUGUCCACCAACCGUCUCAUCUCCCGCGUCCAUGUCCAAGCCGCCUAUCACGCCCCCACGGCACAUUACCCGAGCGGGAACAUCGAGGUCGAGUGUCUGGGAUGGAACGGCGCCAAGAUCCACUGCAGAGGCUGCGUUUUCGAGCUGAACAAGGGGGACACGUACAUGUCGGAGAAUCCAGAGAUUGAGAUUUUGUUAGAUGUUCAGGACACCCGCGUCAUAAUCGCUUGGCCAUCCGUCGCUGCCCGGAAGCUGUCGUGGGACUCGGAAGAGGAGGGUAUGCCCACGCCUACUCGUCGCACUUACCAGGAAGCCUUUAACUCGAGCCCUCCCGCCAUCCCUCGAUCGCCCGUGUCCCAGAGCCCCAUCCGUCAGCCCCUCUUUAGUCAGCCUGUCUUUACCGGGCAUGGGCUAACUGCCCCGUCCGUGCCCGUUCAAGUCUUCGAGGACGUUGAUGUUCAGGAAGAGGCCCCAAUCAAGAGCAGCCCAGACUCUGCUGAGAGAACCUUUAUCCGACCUGACAUCCCGUAUUCUGCGAUCAGUCCCGAGUCACCCGCCAUUGAAACCAAGGCCAGCAUCCUGUCGUCCUUUACUAAUGAUGACUACUCCGACGGCGACGAAGAGAACGACCCUGUUGUCCACUCCUUUGGUCCCUUUGGUCAGAACCUUGUCAAUGGGCUGGCUUCCUUCUCUACAGCUCUGCCUGGCCUGUCUAAUAGCCCGCGGCCUCCUCGUGUCCCAUUGAUGUCGCCGUCUCCAAAACGUCCGUGCACCGAGGGUUUGAGUUUCAAAGAAUCCCCAAUCAAGAACCACGUCAUCAACCAGCUGGCCUUUUCCCGUAUUCAUGCCCAGCCUUUGUCAGCUAUUCACAGCAACCUCCCAUCCGAGCUCAAGAUCUCCGUCAUCAAGAGCAGCAAAGGGAAGGAUACAGGAGAUGGCGAAACCUCAACUGCUCAGCUUACGCACCAGGACCUCAAGAAGAUUCUGGACGAUACUCCCUGCGUUGGUGAGAUUCCUCGUGCUGGCAAAGACGCCGCGGGCAAGCCUCUCGAGAACGAGUUUUACUACGUUCCGGAGAUGGACAGCAACCAGAUGAGGCGAGAGACAAUCACUGCUGGCAUGCGUAGCACAGGCCUCCGCACUGUGAGGAGGACACAUAAGCAAUAUUACUGGAAGAAGCCGCGUGUGUGA
This is a messenger RNA of Dothidotthia symphoricarpi CBS 119687, 1578 nucleotides long. RefSeq lists its product as uncharacterized. The coding region runs from base 1 to 1578 and encodes 525 amino acids. The record is from RefSeq and is a predicted model, not a curated record. Lineage: Eukaryota; Fungi; Ascomycota; Dothideomycetes; Pleosporales; Dothidotthiaceae. The transcript has 2 exons. Gene Ontology annotation, molecular function: protein binding.